AAAACGACAAAAUCCAGUUUUGUCGGCUUUCUGUGACUUUCUGUCUGAUUCAUUACAUCUUCCUCCGGCGAUUCAACUCUUCUUCCACGGCAUUAUAUGGUUUCUUUCCCUGACGCAGGCGAGAGAGAUAAAAGUGAUUGUUUCCGAUCUCAGAUGAGGAUUUGAUGCAGCAGCAGAAGAAGCUGGUUUCUCAAUUGGGGUGGUUCUUGUUUGAAAAAAGCUGUUAGGGUUCUUGAAUGGACUUGAGAAUGGAUAAUGUAAUCGGCGGCAAGUUUAAGCUUGGUCGUAAGAUCGGCGGUGGCUCUUUCGGAGAGCUUUUUCUAGGUGUAAGCGUGCAGACCGGAGAAGAAGUCGCUGUAAAGCUGGAGCCUGCGAAGACUAAGCAUCCACAGCUUCAUUAUGAGUCCAAGAUAUACAUGCUUCUACAAGGGGGAACUGGCAUCCCUAGCCUCAAGUGGUUUGGGGUUCAGGGAGACUACAAUGCGAUGGUGAUUGAUCUGCUGGGACCUAGUUUGGAGGAUUUGUUCAACUAUUGUAAUAGGAAACUCACUUUGAAGGCAGUUUUGAUGCUUGCGGAUCAACUGAUUAGCAGAGUUGAGUAUAUGCAUUCAAGGGGGUUUCUUCACCGGGACAUCAAACCAGACAAUUUCUUGAUGGGACUUGGUCGCAAAGCUAACCAGGUGUAUAUCAUUGAUUUUGGACUUGCAAAGAAGUAUAGGGAUCUCCAAACACAUAGACACAUCCCCUACAGAGAAAACAAGAAUCUUACGGGCACAGCUCGGUAUGCUAGCGUCAACACUCACCUUGGAGUUGAGCAAAGUCGGAGAGAUGAUCUAGAGUCUCUUGGUUACGUGCUCAUGUAUUUCCUGAGAGGAAGCCUCCCAUGGCAGGGUCUAAAAGCUGGAACAAAGAAGCAGAAGUAUGACAGAAUUAGCGAGAAGAAAGUUUCAACUCCUAUAGAGGUCUUGUGCAAGUCCUAUCCACCCGAAUUCGUAUCAUACUUUCAAUACUGCAGGUCUUUGCGAUUUGAAGACAAACCAGACUACUCCUAUCUGAGGAGGCUAUUCCGAGACUUGUUUAUCCGUGAAGGUUAUCAGUUUGACUAUGUAUUUGACUGGACUGCAUUGAAACACCCUCAGAGUAGUUCCACUGCCCGUUCCAGCUCCCACGGAAGGCAUCGUGUCAGUAAGCCAGGGGGGGCUGCACGACCGUCUGCUGAAAAGCCUGAAAGGGUUUCAGGUAUUUCUUUUUACAGAGUUGGUAAGGAGAUCCGCGAUAGAUUCUCAGGUGCGGUUGAAGCAUUUGCGAGAAGGAAUGCUACGGGAGCUAGUCCACAUGAAAACCAUACCAGACAUCGAACUCUUGACGAUGUCCCUUCACCAAUGAAACCUGCUCUGAAUAUGGUAUCUGAAAAAGGAAGAAACACUUCCAGAUACGGCAGUGCUUCGAGGAGAGCAGUAGCCUCAGGAAGUAGACCAAGCUCAUCAGGUGACCAAGGAGAGAGCCGCAGCUCAAGCCGUGUGGCCUCAAGCGGCGGCGGUGGCAGACCAUCACUCUUUCAGAGAACACAAGCUGCAGCUGGUGUGAGCGGAUACGAGUCAAAGACAGCCUCUGCCUUUAACCGCAACAGAGUGACUGCUUCAAGGACGGCACGUGAUGAUGCUCUCAGAAGCUUCGAGCUUCUUUCCAUCCGCAAAUGAAAAACUCUUUUCUGUAAAUUUGAUUCUUCUUUACCUACACAUGUGUUGUUUUGGUCCUAAGUUUCCACGAAACUCCCAAGCUUUCAUGUACUAUUAUGAAUGUAACGUUCUCUGGAUUUUUGUAUUCAUUUUUACACUUUUACAAUUAUUGUAAUGUCGACAAGUUGUUGAGCU
This is a messenger RNA of Brassica oleracea var. oleracea, 1874 nucleotides long. Its product is annotated as casein kinase I-like. The coding region runs from base 237 to 1700 and encodes 487 amino acids. The record is from RefSeq and is a predicted model, not a curated record. Gene Ontology annotation, biological process: endocytosis; peptidyl-serine phosphorylation; signal transduction. Gene Ontology annotation, molecular function: protein serine/threonine kinase activity; ATP binding. Gene Ontology annotation, cellular component: cytoplasm; nucleus. The transcript is spliced from 13 exons. NCBI's taxonomy places the organism in Eukaryota, Viridiplantae, Streptophyta, Magnoliopsida, Brassicales, Brassicaceae.